AUGGAGACCAUGUUCCAAGAAACUCAGUACCCAGAUGUCCUCACAAGAGGGGUGCUUGCCAGAAACAUGAAUGUGCCUGAAGCCAAGGUGCAGAUGUGGUUUAACAAUAGGAGAGCCAAGCAGAGGGCCAGGGAGAAGAAAGCAGUGCUCAGGGGCACUUCAGGUGUGAAAGCACAGCUGGUCUUGCGCGCUGGAGAGGAGAGAAAUGGGGAAGAGAGUGACCGGUCCCCUCCUGGGCUGGGAGCCUCAGCACCAAAAUGGGGAGGAGCAGAAGAACUGAGGGUAUGGAGGAGAAAGGGAAGGUAUGGAGAAAAUCGUUCUGCUGUAGACACUUCGGGAGGCAGGGAUGACUGGACCCAAGAAGGUGCCAUUAGCCAUAGGCAGAAGAAUGAGCUGCCUCAGAAGCCAGUCCCGGAACGUGGGUGGGGCACCGUGGAUGUGCAGCCUGGGCCAGUUCUGAUGCCCCGUGUCCAGUGGAUGCCACAUGGCGGAUCCCGGGUACAGUCUGUGUCCCUAAAGGGGCCUGGUGCACAGCCUGUGCUCAUUCCUGUGCCCCAUGUACAACCGAUGCCAAUCAAUGUUCCCCAGGCACAGCAAAUGCCCAUCACUGUGCCCCAAGUCCAGGCUAUACCAGAUAAUGUACCCCCAGCACAGCAUCUAAAAAUCGCUGUGGCCCAUGUCCAGCCUGUGCCCAUUCCUGUGUCCCGUGUGCAACCCGUGCCAUUUAAUGUUCCCUUAUCACAGCCUAUGCCAAUCUCUGUGCCCCACGUACAUCCUGUGACCAUUUCUCUGCCCCAUACUACAGCAGGCCAGAUGGCCUGUGUACUGCCCACAUCAACUGAAGUACCCAACAUACAACCCUUGCCAGUUUUGGUGUCCACUAUAAAGCCUGUGCCAGUGCUGGUGUCUCACCGCCGCCUCCGGGACAGAUUUACAGAACUACACCUGCAGGAGCUAGAACGCUUUUUCCAGAGAAAUCACUAUCUCAGUGCUAAAGACAGAAAACAUCUGGCAAGGUGGAUGGGUGUGACUGAGGCCCAAUUGCAGAGAUGGUUUAAGAAGAGGAGAGAGAACUUCAGGAGAGGACAGAGUCAGUCAGGGAUGAGUGUUGGUACUCCUCCAGAGACCAACCCCACCCUUCUCUCUCCUGAUACCAAGGGCCUCUCCUCCAUUGCUGUCAGCUAA
This is a messenger RNA of Arvicanthis niloticus (Nile rat), 1185 nucleotides long. Lineage: Eukaryota; Metazoa; Chordata; Mammalia; Rodentia; Muridae. The record is from RefSeq and is a predicted model, not a curated record.